Messenger RNA from Caenorhabditis sp. 36 PRJEB53466, 3794 nucleotides. The record is from the annotation of a GenBank genome assembly. NCBI's taxonomy places the organism in Eukaryota, Metazoa, Nematoda, Chromadorea, Rhabditida, Rhabditidae.
AUGACAAGCGAAAAAGAACUGACGGUCUCAACAAAGGUCCUUAUGGGCAAUGGAAAGUUCCGCGAGUUCCGAAUGCCCGGGACCAAUACAUCGGAAGCCAAUCCGCUUUGGACUAAUAGGCGUUAGUUUCGCAAGCACCGCCAAAUUAGCUAAUAUCAUCUUGUUUAGACGAAGUGGGCAAACGUAUCUCAGAGGUCAUGCUGAAGAAGAGGUCAGAGAUCAACAGUUGUAAGAAACUAAUAACACUACUCGAGAAGGCAAUUCGAUAUCGUCUCCCCAUCCCAUUUUCAAUGUUUCAUGUUUAGAGUUGUGAUAAUUGGAAGAGCGUGGCGAAGUUGAUCAACAGAUCGAAUGAAGACUUCUUCCUCACGGCUCUCAACGGUUCUCAAGAAGCUAUUGAUGCAUUCGAAAAAGAAAAUUUUUCAAAGUCCAACAGGUGAGCACUUAGUGACUAAUCGAAUCAAAUGAAAUACAAUUACAGCUGGACACAACUCAAAGACGUGUCGGAGCUAACGGGAGAAGAGCGAAUGUAUCUGUUUUCAAUAAUUGAAAACGGCGACGACGGUAGAGAUCAUUGAACGCUUAUUUUGGAACUAUCGGUUAUGAGUUUCAGAUGAGGACAUCACCUUUUUCACAAAACAGUCGAGCCAUUACGAGUGGAUGUGUCAUCAAACGAACGACGUUGCGAUGGAGCAGAGCGCCAGCGCCGACAAAACCGACAGGUUUGUGUUAUUUUUUUGUUUGUUAAUAUCUCAAAUCCCCUCUGACACCGAAGUUACAUUUAUUUUCCGUUUUGGAAACAUUCAUCUGUCCUUCAUAACAUUUUUGCAGCCAUGAUCAUGUUAUUCGAGAGAUGGAAAACGCGGCCGAUUUGCUUGCCUGCAACAAGCAACAAACGGUCAAGGACGAAAAGUAGGCGCCUUCUUCUUCUGCAGGAAAUUGACAACAUUCGUUUUCGCUUUUUUCAGGACAGCCGUUCUCACCGAAAUAAAAAAGAUUGACACCACUCCCGCCGACGAAGUAAAACAGGAAAGUUGUUCGACGGAUGUCGUGGAAACGCCUACACUCACAAAAGUUGAUGUUGUCUUCUCGACGCUUCAAAAUGGCGAUGCUGUUGAAGGUGUCUCGUCAGCUGAGGAAUCCACGCCGGCUGCACCUCAAGAGGCCAAGGACAAUGCAAGUGUGAGUAUCCCGAAAGUAUCCGUUCCGCAACCAAGUGCUCGUGUUGCCAAUGCACCCGGAGAGAAGCCAGAUGUGGUCUCGAAGGUGAAGCCAGCAAAACGCAACAAAUUCAAGCGACAAAAAGACGCUUCCGCUGCCAAACUGCCUGAAAAUAGUCAGAUAAAUUACCUCACUGAAUCUUCACCGACCAACACCAAAUCCAUUCCGAAUACGAUCUCAACUCUCCAAUUAAGUCCAAUUAUCAUAUCAAAUAAUCAAGUCGACGGUAAGGAACCGCCGGCCGAGGCUCCGAUCGAGCCAAACGAGUCGCGCUCACUUCAAAAAGAGCCAAGCGAGAAGAAAGAAGAAAUUGCGAUCAGCAGUACUGAGAUUACGGAAUCGCAGCCCAAUGACAGCAAUGGAGCAGUUGCCACCGAAUCCAAUGCUAGACCGAAGACAAAGUUCAACGUUGAUGCUCCCGCGUUCCAACCGGCCAGAAAACUCGUUUCAAUCCCGGAACCUAUUUCAAGUGAUGAGCCUACUUCGGACCUUUCUGUCUUGGAACAGCCAAAGAAACAUAUGGCUGACCCCAGCGGCUUCUCAAGGUUGCGGUAAGCUUAUCGUAAUCUACCUGGUUUACAAUUCUUUUUUUCAGACUGACUUCCGGCUCGUCGUCAAAAGAUGAUGAGCCUGAGUCAACUCCAGUUGCGCAGAAAAAGUUUGAGAACAUUUGGGAGCAGAGAGCUGCCGAAAGAGAACAGAAACAGAAAUUGAUGGCUGACAAGUAAAUGGAACGAUAUUGUUGAGAUUGGCUACAUUCUAACUUUCAGGACUUCUUCGCGCUCCUCACAAGAGUCCACUUCCCGUCAAUCUUCUGUUUCGAUAUGUUCCGCUUCUCAAUCCGUCAUUCCGCCUGUUCAGAACUUAAAAACCAACUCAGUAAAUGAACCUGUAACUCCAGAGCCUCAGGGAAAUCAAAACGGUAACGGAGUGCCGCAAAAAGGGAAGAAGGAGGCUUCAAAGCAACCAGCAAAAAAGAUCGAUUCGAAUGGAUGGAUCACUUUGAAUACGAAGAAAGCAACUGCAAAAGAAUCCGUCUUGAUGCAACUAACCGAAGCACCGAGUGCCAGCAGCUCGAGUUCCCGGCCCGCCAAGAAAGAGGCAAACCAACCGACACCAUCUCAGUUGUCUCCUGCGCUGUCAGGUUCUCCGAGUACGGUCACUGAGAAGAACGGGAAACAGGAAGUGCCCAUUCCCUCAACAGCCGAAUCAUCCCAGCUGGACAAAGAGACUUCCCUGACGUAAGAACCUUUUUUUUUUAAGCUCACCAAUAAUAUCUCGUUUCAGAGAACAAGAGAAAAGAGCGAAACGACGACAACGAGUGCAAGAGAAAACGAAGCAAGAAGCAAAACUGAAGAAGGAAGAAGAUCAGAAAGUAAAAGAACAGAGAACGAUCGAGCGUGAUAAGAGGAUAGAGGAGGAGAAGAGGAUGAAAGAACAGAGAAAGAGGGAGAGGUACGAGCGGCAGAGACAGGAAAUUGCCAGAAUAAAGGAGGAGAGGGAAGCACAGGCAAGACCGAAACCGAGUCGUGAGUGUUUUGAACGUAGUAACCGAAAUGGCAAUCAUUUUUCAGUUGGGCGUUUCAAUGAGAUGGUCGAUUGCAAGCUUAGAGUGAGCACGCAUGUCAAGGAAAAGUCACUUGACUGUAAGAAAUACAGAAAGUCUGAGGUUGAAAGUGAUAUUCUUUCAGAUCGUUUAAUUGGUUCCAAGCUUUACAUUGAAAAGCGACUGCAAGAAAUUACACCAGAACAUGAUGACAACCUGGAAAUCAAUAUGAAGAAAGGACGCAUCCUUAUGAAUUACCGAACACGAAUUGCAAACAUCGAGGCUAUGAACUGCUUCAUGGUCUUUGUCAAUCACAUUGUAGUUGACAAAAUCUAUCCGAUUAAACUGGCGGACCUUCUUGAAUACCUUCAUAACAAGAGCCAUAGCAUUCCGAAUGGUGAGCAUAUAAUAUAAUCCUGUUUUUUUUGCUAAGCAACAGUCUUCAGAAACCAAAACUCCACUCCAAAGACGAAUUUAUGACAGCUAUGAAAAGUUCUAUUUGGAAAGACAACCAAAGGAUAGCGGUGAGAGACAACUCCAUUCUUGUUCGUUUCUAUUGUUGCAAUUUCAGAAAAUAUGGCUCAGGCUAUAAAAUUUACCGAAGGAGUAUUAGACCGUAUCGCCAAAGUAAGUUCAACAAACACAGUUGAAUUGAACGAAAACGUUUCAGAUGGGCGCUGACCUGAAGGAGGAUAUGAAAAAAACAAAACAAAUACUGAUAGACUACAAAAAGACGUACAACAAAACUAUGAAAGCCAUCAACACUUGCUCCUAUUUGCUGACUCGCGUUGCUGGAAAAAUGUUCGUUGUGGAAGAAGAUUAUCUAUUGACAAUCCACGCAAACAACGGAGACGAUUUCGAUGAGAGCGAUGUGUCGGAGGAGGAAGUCGGCCACGAAAGUAGCAGCCGGAACAGUUCGGAGAUGAAUGGUGAAACCCGUGUGAUGCAGGACACUUCUUGCCAAGCUGAAUUUGAUUCCUUCGACUGUGAUGUUCGAGCAGCGUCAUACUUGCCAAAGAGCAAUUAG